AUGCCCGUUGUCACACGUGCUGCAGCAGUACGAUCCCAGUUUACUGAUGAUGAUGAAGGUUUAAACGAUCCUGCAACAUCUAUAGCAUCAUCUACUAAUAGAACAACUAAAAGAGUCCCUGGCAAUAGUGAUCAUUGUUUAGUAGACUCUCGCCAAUAUUGGCGAAAGUACAAAAAGCAUAAUGAACUUCCGCCAAUUCAAGUGGUGGACAUUCGCCAAUUGGCGAAAGUGUACUGGAUAUUCGCCAAUAAAUGUACUUGA
Messenger RNA from Adineta ricciae, 261 nucleotides. Lineage: Eukaryota; Metazoa; Rotifera; Eurotatoria; Adinetida; Adinetidae. The record is from the annotation of a GenBank genome assembly.